Molecule: messenger RNA, 1411 nt
Organism: Camellia sinensis
Lineage: Eukaryota; Viridiplantae; Streptophyta; Magnoliopsida; Ericales; Theaceae
Product: abscisic acid receptor PYL8
Biological process (GO): abscisic acid-activated signaling pathway
Cellular component (GO): nucleus; cytoplasm
Molecular function (GO): signaling receptor activity; abscisic acid binding; protein phosphatase inhibitor activity
Source: RefSeq, a predicted model, not a curated record
AUUGUAUCUCUAAUUAUAUAUGUAUCGACAAUAUUAUUAUAUUUCAGGCGAUGAGAUGGAGAUGAAUAUGAGAUGAUAGAGGUUGCUUCUGGUAAUGAAGCUACUGCUACUAUUAUAGCUAUGGCGGUGAGUUUCCUAGGCUUCUGAGUCAACUCUUGACUCCAAUAAACGAAUCGAACGAGUUCGUCGGAGUUUGUUCUAGUUCUUCGCUGAUCGAAGGGGUUAGAGAGAGAGAGAGAGAGUGUUGAAGGAGAAAGCUAUGAAUAACGCUAAUGGAUUUAGCUGUAUGGAGACGGAGUACAUUCGGAAGCACCACAAGCACCAGACUGUCGACAAUCAAUGCAGUUCGGCUCUCGUCAAGCACAUCAAGGCCCCUGUUCAUCUCGUUUGGUCUUUGGUGAGGAGAUUUGAUCAACCGCAGAAGUACAAGCCAUUCAUCAGCAGGUGCGUUGUGCAGGGAAGCCUUGAAAUCGGAAGUCUUAGAGAAGUUGAUGUUAAAUCAGGGCUCCCUGCCACUACCAGCACCGAAAGAUUGGAACUUCUUGAUGAUGAAGAGCAUAUCCUUAGAUUCAGGAUUGUUGGUGGUGAUCACAGACUCAGGAACUACUCCUCAAUCAUUUCCGUCCAUCCAGAAGUCAUUGAUGGAAGACCAGGGACUCUGGUAAUAGAAUCCUUUGUAGUAGACGUGCCCGAGGGAAACACCAAGGAUGAAACCUGCUAUUUUGUACAAGCCUUGAUCAAGUGCAAUCUCAAAUCACUGGCUGAUGUCUCAGAGCAGUUAGCAGUGCAGGACAGGACUGAGCCCAUUGAUCGCAUGUAGAUGUGGGGCUGCUGGGGAUCUGUGGCAGAGGCUAUGAAUACACCAUGGAUGAAGCUUCUCCUUGACUUUUUGAUGCCUAGAGGCUGUGGAGGCAGACGGGUAGUAGCUGUUCUCCCCAUUCCAGAUACACAUUCGUGCUCUUUUUUUUUUUCCUUUUGUUUGCUAUGUUUAAUGUCUGGGUUUUACAAUUACUCUAGACUUGCUGUUAAUUAGUUGCAUAAGGUAGAACCACAGCUUUAUAAAGCUUUCUAACCCCACCAUGAAUGAAAGGUGAAAAUGAAAGAAGCCCUAGGUUGUCUUUCUAUCUGAUAGUUUGGGUUUUGGCCGUGGUGGUUUAUCAUGCUUUAUAGGUGUAAAUAUACCAUAUUGCAGAAAGAGUUGGUGUUUGUAAAUUUUUUUUUUUUUUUUUUUGAUGUUGUCGUUUUAGCUUCUGUUGCUAUUGAUGUAUGUGGGGGGAAAAGUAAACCUAUAAGGUAGCUGUGAGUCAUUAUAGAGAAGAAAAGCUUGUAAUAUUUUUUGCACUGCUAGAAAUUGCUAGAACUUGUCUGUGAAUUCACUUGCUUCAAAUGCUAUUGGAUACUUUAUGGACUA